CCAGUGGCGUAUACCAAGUACAAGAAAAAUUGCUGUGAUAACUGAAACAAACUUCUUACAAUAACUUCGCCACUGGGAUUAAAGGCACCAAACAGGAAGGUUUAACUUUGAGAUGAGCUUAACGAACGUUUCUACUUUGAAUAAUGUCUGUAAAUGUCCAAAUGUUACUGGCAAUUGCUCAUCGGAUUUAUACGACAGGAUGAAAUGGGUUGAAAUCGUCCAGGAUUUUGCCCCAGCCGCCUUCUACGCUGACCGCAUCGUCACACCUAUCUGGUAUGUGAUCGGUUGCCUCGGGAACGUAACGUCUUUGAUCAUUUGGUCAAACAGAAGAAUGCGCAAAAACAACACAUCAGCUUACUAUCUCUGCUGCCUUGCUCUCUCUGACUUGUGCUUUUUAGUACUUCAUUUGCUAAUGGAACUUAAGAUUGCUUGGGGCCUUCGAACAAUUGAUUAUCAAGUUGUUUGCGAGAUAUUCAUGGUGUUAUAUUACACUCCACAAUAUCUUUCUCCAUUGCUUAUUCUAGGAUUUACCGGAGAACGUUUUAUGGCCGUUUGCUACCCUCUCAAAGCAGUCGUAUACUGCACCAAAAAGAUUACCCUUCGACUGAUUUUUAUUAUGAGCUCUCUAGCGUUUGCCUUGUGCAGUGUCCAAGCUUAUCUCUGGAAAUAUGAUGCCAUUUCUGAAGAAUGCAUCUUUCGCCCAGAGGCAUUUGUAGGAAGCAUGGCAUUUGGGACAUGCUGGACAUGGGGAACAGAAAUCCUUGGAUUUGCAGUUGUGCCUGUUGUUGUGAUUGGAUUAAAUUUAGCUGUUAUAGCAUCAAUAUGGGGUUCCCCUUUUGCGGGAAAAUCGUCGUCUCACGAGUCAAUUGCAAUGCAAGAAAUCGUCAAUCAUAAGAAUGUCCAGAAAGGAAAGGCAUCCCGUUCCAAAACCAAAACAACAUCGACACUGAUGCUGCUGAGUGUUUCUUUCUUUGCAAUAGGCAUGACUCUGCCGGCAACGAUUGUAUACGCCGUAAGUAAUUUCAUAGCCGAGGGUGACCCGUGCCUGUCUGACAGCCAUGUGAGGACGGAUUCAACUUGGAAGAUGUAUUUUGGGUAUAUCACGGCAAGAAAGUUGAUCGAAGAAAUAUGCCUGUCGCAUUAUGCUUGUAAUUUCUUCAUUUACAUUUGUGGAACUAAAUUCAGAAAAGCCUUUCGUAACUUUUGCCACCGCAAAGCCUUUAGCUCAGAUUUCAAUAGAUUUUCAAAAAAGAGGGAAUCCAGUAGUACUGACACAUUCGUCGCCAAGUCAACUUUACAUCGCGUGACCAAGCAUCCCUAUAAUUAA
Molecule: messenger RNA, 1327 nt
Organism: Lingula anatina
Lineage: Eukaryota; Metazoa; Brachiopoda; Lingulata; Lingulida; Lingulidae
Biological process (GO): G protein-coupled receptor signaling pathway
Cellular component (GO): plasma membrane
Molecular function (GO): G protein-coupled receptor activity
Source: RefSeq, a predicted model, not a curated record